Didymodactylos carnosus is the source of this 4407-nucleotide messenger RNA. Lineage: Eukaryota; Metazoa; Rotifera; Eurotatoria; Philodinida; Philodinidae. The record is from the annotation of a GenBank genome assembly.
AUGAACAAUAGGAUUCUAUGUUUAAUGAUACCAUUAACAGUCAUAAUAUGGAGAAUGAAUUCCAAUGAAAAAUUUUCGGUUUAUAAUUUAUCAAAAUUCUCUGUAAGAGAUGAUAAUUCACAAGAAUUCAUUGAUUCCUCUUUGGAUAGUGGAAAUAUUACCACAAAUGAAUCAGUUUUACCCAAACAAAAGAAGAAAACAUUUUCGAAUAUAGCAUCACAUCAUACACGUGCACAUUCAUACGAUAUAACACCUAUACAACGAUUAGAUGCAAAAGAAACAACAAAUAGUUCACUAUCAGCACAAUUAUUUCGAUCGAAACAACAGCAAGCUAAUGAUAAUAAUGAACAACAACAACAACAACAACAACAAUCAAAAAGUCUAUAUCAAUCUCAUCAUCGUCACACGGCAUCUUAUGCAUCAGAUAUUACAUCAUCUUACUCAAAUUCGAACUUAAAUAAGUGUCAUCAUUCAUCUUCACAAGAAAAUCUUAGACGUUUAGGAACAUCAUCAUCACAGAAUACCCUUUUUACUCCAAAAAAACCAAAAACAUCGUGUUAUUUAUCAUCAUCUAGCUCAACUGCUCCAUCAAUUUCUACAUCAUCGUCGAUGAUAACCGAAUCAUCAAAUAUUCUAAAUCGUUUUAAUAUUCAUAAUGCAAAAUUAAUUGCAUUAUUAUUUUUUUUUUGUUUCUUAUUUUAUCACGGAUUUUUACGUUAUAUUAACGGCGUAACAUCAUGUCAUCGAUUACUAUACGAAGGACGUAUUGAACGUUAUCAUGUUUGGCAACCAACUGGUUGUAUGAUGCACUGGUAUGAUUCACUAGAUUUUAAUCAAUGUAGAAGAUUAAUAUCAUCAUCUUCAUCGACAAUUGAUUCAACAAUAAUAUCUACAAAAAAAUCAUUUAAUAAUCGUUUAGAUCCUGUUGAAUGGUUACGUACACGAAAACAAGAACAACAAAAAAAAUAUUUACAAUCACAAUCUCCAUUAUCUGCCUCAUUAUUAUCAAAUGAAUUUCGUUAUACGUUUGUUGGUGAUGAACGUUUGUAUAUGAUUUAUCGUACAUUUUUAAAUACAAUUAAAUAUCGUCCAAAUAUCAAACGUUCAUCUUCAAGUUUAAGUUCUUCUCCAUCAUCGUUACACCAACAAAAAGGUAUUCCAUCUAUAAAUGACUAUUAUAAAUAUUCAUUUAAUAUAAAUAAAAAUAUGUAUGCAAUGAAACAUGAUCGAAAUUCGACAUAUACAAAUGAAAAUUUUAAUAUUCAAUAUUAUACAAUGAAUGAUUUUAAUGAAAGUUUUUACAAUUUAUUAUCGUCAUGGAAUACAACAACAAAAACCAACAGACCGCAUAUACUUGUCAUUAGUCUGGGAUUAUAUAUGGGAUUAAUAAUGAAUGGUAGUAAACAAGCUAUUGAAACAUAUGAAAAACAUUUAACGCAAAUAAAAACAUUUUUAUUAAAUAAUCUCAGUUCGGCUAUGACAAUUAUAUGGUUGGGACAACCUCAUUUGAAUAUAAACGAAGAUUUAUUUGUUGUUAACGAUGAUAAACAAAAUCCGUAUCUCUAUGAAUUCAUUCAUAAAAUAAAUUCUUACUUAGAUAAUAUUAAUCAUAUUACUAAAGAUAUAUUUCAUAAAACAAAUAUAUUCUAUUGGCAUUCAUCAACUCUACUACAACAAACAACAUUUUCAUCCUCGUCUUAUCCACAAAAUUUUAUCUAUGAUGAUGAUACGGACGAAAAUCCACGACAAAAUGAUGAAACAACUUCAACAUUAACGCCUGCAGAAAGUACAGCGGUCAAUAUCGAACAGAAUGGUGAUGAUCUUUUUACAAAUGAUGAAAUUACAUUUUAUUCCUAUCUGAAGUUGAAAAAUAAUCGUACGGUAUUAACAACGGCAAUGAUAAAUUCUGGACAUAUCUAUGAAUUUUAUAAAUUAACAUCAUUUUCUCGUCACACAUGCGUUCAGAUAUUAUUAAAUUUAUUGUGUAAUCAACGAUUAUUACCAGAUGAUGGAACUUGUUGUGCUCAAGUGCCACCAUUGACACGUUUACAAUUUUUAAUGAGUUUAUUGUUAGGAUUAUUGAUUACAUUAUUUAUCAUCUAUAUUGUUUACAGAAUACGUGCAACAUUUUUAUUCAGACGAAAAAAGAAUUUGUUAUCGCCAACAACAGCAGCAUCAACAGCAUCAACAACGGUCGUUAUUGAUAAUCAAGAACAAACAUCUCUUAAAAUGAGUAAUGGUCAUAUACUGAACAAUGAUGGACCAUGUUUAUUAAAUGGUCGUUAUUCUGAAAUGGACAAUCAUCAAGUAUCUUCAACAAUGAAUGGAAACGUAUUUAGUCAACAACGAUCUCAGAACUAUGGUGUCACAUCUGUGCCUCAUAGUGCACCGAUCUUACCAACUACAAUCAGUCGUUAUCGCUUUUUUAUACCAAAAUUUCUAAGAACUUUACGCAAAAAAUCACAACAACAUUUAUUACCACCUUUAUUGUUAACCACGUCAAUUGCAACGCAACAAUCAACAUCCAAUUCAUCGUCUUCCUCUUCAUCUCUCUAUCCAUCGCGUUUUUAUAAGAAGAAAAAUUCUCUAUUUCAUUUUCCUUUAACCGACCCUUAUGUCUUACGUACAAUCACCAAAUAUUCAUUUAUAUUGCUCUAUUUUUAUUUAUCAGAUCGUACCGAUUUUUGGAUGAAAGAAAAUCUUCAUUUUACACGUGUCGCAUUUUUUCUACCAUUAACAUAUAUUGGUGUAUUGGGUAUUUUCUUUCAUGAUAAACUACAACAAUUAUCACCAUUAUCAUCACCAUUAUCUUCGUCAAGUGCAUCACCUUCACAUACUCCUACAAGUGGUAGUCCACCAGUAUCAUUCUCCACAGAACCGACAACAAAUCAUGAUAAUGAUACAACGAAUGAUAUUGAGAUGGGAAGUGAUGAUGAUACAAUGACAACAAAAUUAUUGAUAUCACAACAAUCUUCAUCAAACACCGAUGAUUUAUUCAAUUAUAUUCUAAAUAGUGAACAAAUUGAUGAAUGGAAAGGUUGGAUGCAAAUUGUUAUAUUAGCUUAUCAAAUGACAGAUGCAUCAGGAAAAUCUAUUGUCUUGGCAAUGUUUGUACAAUUAUUAAUUAGUUCCUAUUUAUUUUUGGCUGGUUAUAGUCAUUUUGUUUAUUAUUGGAAAACAGGAAAUUAUAAUUGUUUAAACUUUUUACAAAUGUUAUUUAGAUAUAAUUUUUUAACAAUUAGUCUAUGUUUAAUAAUGAAUCGAAAUUACCAAUCAUACUAUUAUCCACCAUUAAUAUCAUUUUACUUUGCUGUAGUUUAUUUUGCAAUGGCUAUUUUACCACCAAGAAUAAAUAUGUCCACAAUUAAAGAUAAACCAAUGCAUCUAGUGUAUUUAUUUUUUAAAUUUAUCUUACUAGGCACGUUAUUGACCACGUUAUCAUUAUCUGAAUUUUUAUUUGAAAAAAUCUUUGCCUUUAAAUUAUGGAAUAAUCUAUUUACAACAUCAACAAUAACAUCGUCAUUAGCUGCCUAUGCUCAACAAUUACAUAAAUCUGAUUUAACCCAUAAUGGUUUAAAUCAAUUAAAAACAUUGUUAACACAUGAUGUAAAUGAAAAAUUGAACGAUGGUGAAAAAUCAUUAUUAGAUUAUCUAGCCAAUUCAGGAUGUGGUAUUGUGGGUCCCGUUACUCUAUCCGGAAUAACAUUAGACGAUAUAACGCAUACUUAUUUUCAUAAUAGUACAAGUAACAACAUUUAUUAUGAUCGAAAUGGAACAAUUAAUGACUGGUAUCAUCGAUGGAAUCUAGAUCGUUAUACAAUAUUGUAUGGAAUGUGUUUUGCUUAUCUUUUGAUUAUAAUUCAAAAUUUUGAUAUGUAUAAAACAUUUGGUGGUUUCAUUUUAAUGAAGAAAAAACAAUAUCAACAAUAUCGAACAAAUCAUUAUGUAACAUUAUUGUGUACAAUAGGUUUAAUUGGUUUAGUUGUCUACAUUGUUGUUCUAUUUCUAUGUUCAAACAAAGCAGUUUGUGAUGAAAUACAUCCUUAUAUAAUUGUAUUACCGAUCUUUUCCUAUAUCAUAUUACGAAAUGUACCAGUUUUUUUAAGAAAACAUUACUCACCAUUUUUCUCAUGGUUUGGUCGUAUAUCAUUAGAACUUUUUGUUGCUCAAUAUCAUAUAUGGUUAGUAGCUAAUGGUCAUGGUGCAUUGACAAUUAUACCGCGUAUGCCAACACUCAAUUUAAUUUUAACAACAUUUAUAUUUAUCUGUAUAGCACAUGAAUUACACAUUAUAACGAAUGUUUUAACACCCGUUUUCAUACCAAAUGAUUAUAAAUGUUUUGCACGUAAUUGUUUUGUAUACAUCGUUAUUAUCAUAUUUUCAUCUUACAUGUUUUCAUCAAUUUGA